GAGGAGUAUUGAGAACACAAAUCCGAUAUCGCCAGCAUCCUUCCAACAUUUGCAUAGUCUGCUAUUCCCAGCGCUUCACUUGCCGUGACUUCUACGGCGUCAAAGUCCCUAGGAAACUCCUCCAUGGCGCUACCCUCUCCGUCCACCCCGUAUCGCCAGAUACGAGCUAGAUUCGACUCCGACACAAUCACCGUCUACCAGGCCUAUCCCUCAACCAUUGCCAUCCCAGCAGUCGCAAACCAGAAACUGGAUGCAUCACCAAACUUCAGCGUAACAAGAAUGACCUGGAUAAAGCCUUCCUGGGCGUGGAUGCUGUACCGGUCCGGUUACUCUUACAAAGACCAGGGUCAAGCGCACAUUCUCGCUCUGAGAAUGAAGCAAUCGACCUUUCUUGGUCUUUUACGAAACGCUGUCCUAUCGCACCACUCCAGUGUGAAGGAAGCAAAGAGCAAGGGAGAAGGAAGAACAGGAACAGUGAGGGUGCAAUGGGAUCCUGAGAGGACACUGAGGCUGGAGAAGUUGUCAUAUCGAAGUAUUCAGAUUGGAGUUCCUGCCGCCCAUGUGAAAGAGCUCAUGGAUGGGAUUGUAGAGAUCGAAGACGUCACCCAGAGAGUCAGAGAGCUGAAGUCGUUGCUUGAUGAGGAUGUCGAUGGGAGAUUGACGCUGGAGGACCUAAUUCAGAAAGGCCUAGCGCCGAGGGAAGCUGUGUUCGAAGUGGACGAAGAUUUGAGAAGGAUUCUGGAAAUGGACGAGCAGCCUACGCCGAAGACCCUAUGAUACUAGGAUUGGGGGAACCCUUUCACCUUACGACAUCCCUUUCGAUGCUAGGGGAGGACGAACUCCAAGCAGACUGGUUAGUAAACAUAUUUGCUGGUAUCAUAAUUUUUUGUAAUCACGACAUGUUUUCGCUAGCUUUAUUCUCCCGCUUACCUGAGCGAUCUCGAUCUUGAGUAGCGUAAGGGAACUUUUGGACGUACAAUUUCUAUCAUUAACCAAAGACAUCUGUGCUCUACGAACGGACAAAGAAUUGGCAAAAUUUGUAAGGAUGAGUUCCAUGUGUAUUAAU
Messenger RNA from Westerdykella ornata, 1066 nucleotides. RefSeq lists its product as uncharacterized. NCBI's taxonomy places the organism in Eukaryota, Fungi, Ascomycota, Dothideomycetes, Pleosporales, Sporormiaceae. The transcript has a single exon. Bases 124 to 777 code for a protein of 217 amino acids. The record is from RefSeq and is a predicted model, not a curated record.